UGACUCCAUUGCCAAGUCUGAAAAAUUACUUCAAGAAGAUUUGCAAAUAUCGCUUGUUUUCUACAAUUCCAAUGGCUGCUGAAUAUACCCUUGUACUCGUUAGGCACGGUGAGAGCGAGUGGAACAAAAGCAACCAGUUUACUGGCUGGUACGACUGUGAUUUAACCGAGAAAGGGGUGGCUGAAGCCAAAUUUGCCGGAAAGGCUUUAAAAGAAAAGGGUUACACCUUUGAUGUGGCUUUUACCAGUGUAUUGAAAAGGGCCAUUAAAACAUUAUACUUUGUCCAAGAUGAGUUAGAUCUUCACUGGCUUCCAGUCCACAGGCAUUGGAGAUUGAACGAGAGACAUUAUGGAGCUUUACAAGGGUUAAAUAAAGCUGAAACAGCUGAAAAAUAUGGUAAUGAACAAGUCCAUAUAUGGAGAAGAUCCUAUGAUACUCCACCCCCAGCAUUAACCCCUGAUGAUGAGAGAUGGGCUGGUCGAGACAAGAGAUAUGCUGAUUUAGACAGCAGCUGUGUACCUGCCUGUGAAUGUUUAAAAGAUACAGUGGCUAGAGUUUUACCAUAUUGGUAUGAUAAUAUAGUUCCUGCUAUCAAGUCUGGAAAGCGAGUUGUAAUUUCUGCUCAUGGUAAUAGUUUAAGAGCCUUGGUGAAAUACCUGGAUAAUAUGACUGAUGAUGCUAUAUUAGCUCUUAAUAUACCUACAGGUAUCCCUUUGGUGUAUAAACUAGACAAGGAUCUGAAGCCAUUAGAACAUUUCUAUGUAGCAGAUGAAGAAAAAGUUAAAGCAGCUAUGGAUAAAGUAGCAAAUCAAGGAAAAGCUAAAUAAAUCUGUGAACAAAUAUAGGGAGGGAUAGUUUUACAAACUGCGAGCCUACACAAUCUACUUUCAAACCAACAUCAGGUUGGCAGAAUAGUAUAGCUAUCUUUCAGUUAUUUUUGUUACUAUUAUUUGUAAUGUGUAACUCUUGUGUCUGUUUUUAAUAUUUUGUUUUCCAACACUAAUAUACCUGUCAUAGAUUUAGUGUUGAAUAAUGGUAUUUUGAAGGUCGUCUGAAUAUCUGAUGAUUUUGGGUUUUGCAACAUGGCAUGCCACUUUGACUAUGGCUAAAGCUUAAAAGUUUCUCUAACGGUCUUUUGUGAAGACUAUAUUCUUUUGUUACUACCGGUAUUUGACCAAUACAAUCACUAUUGUAAUUAAAAUUUAGAAUUAAGACAAUGUCAAUGAAACUAAUUGUGAAUUAGAGUUCUCCAAAUUAAAAACCAGAGCAUUGGGAUCAUAUUGUUACAUGAUAUAAUAUGAUUUCGAUUGAUAUUAGAACAGUUGAAUAAUCAUCUUUUUAUGUCAGAGGGACAAAGCAUCUAUGGAUCUUUUUGAGUCUUGUUUGGUUCAAUCUCAUCUUCCUGUUCUCUUAGACAGGUCAUUUAGAAUAGUACAUGAUGGAAUAGUGUUAUAUAAAGAUUAGUUAUGUAUCUAUACAACAUUUGAUAUGUAUUUAUAAACAAAAAAAUACAAAAAAGAAUAGAAGGAAAGUUCUUCAAAAACAUAACAAAGCAUUUGGUAUCUAAUAAAUAUACAUAAAUUAUGUACAUCAACUUUGAAAAAGAAUACAUUUAAAUGUUAGUAGAAUUUGAGAUAGACAUUAGUAAGCUUUGGAAAAUCUUCAAGACAGGAUUUAUGUAUGAUUUAAGUUUGGUAUUAACAACAAUUUCAAGUUCACUUUUCACUAAAUAUUGCUCUAGUCUUAGAUCUAUGUACAAAUACAAUUAAACUGAAGUCACAAGGCAGUCAUUUUACUGAAACUGAUAAAUAUAUAAAUGCAAGUACUGAGAUUAUCAAAAUAUUACAAAUAUGUGAAGCAUCUUCAGGAUGAAUGAAAUUUUUGGCAGGCAAUAUGGACUAAUUUUCAUUUUCUAUUAAGCAACAGUCUACUACAUGUAGUUGUUGUCAGCAUCUAUAUCCUUAAAGAGUAUACUUGUAUAAUAGAAUGGAAUCUAUAAAUUAUAGACCUGUUUAGGAUUGUUGUUAUUUCUAACUUAUUUAUUCAAGAAUAUAUAGUUUUCUGUGCUACUCUUGUUUGCUUUUCUUAAAUAAAAUGAGCUGGUAUCUCAUAAAAAUUGAUGAAUUUUUAGGGGUCAUUUCUGGAGCUGGUAUGAUCGAGUCCAAUGGUUCUCGCAUAAUCGUCAGAAUGAAGCCAUGACCAAAAGAUGAUAAUGAACAUAUGGUUAAAAAUUUGUACAUUAUUGAACAAUUCCCCCCCAUUAGUAAAUCAAAUCAAAUAUUAAUUGACUUCC
This is a messenger RNA of Lottia gigantea (owl limpet), 2293 nucleotides long. RefSeq lists its product as hypothetical. Lineage: Eukaryota; Metazoa; Mollusca; Gastropoda; Lottiidae. Gene Ontology annotation, biological process: glycolytic process. Bases 72 to 827 code for a protein of 251 amino acids. The record is from RefSeq and is a predicted model, not a curated record. Gene Ontology annotation, molecular function: intramolecular phosphotransferase activity. The transcript has 6 exons.